Molecule: messenger RNA, 426 nt
Organism: Sorghum bicolor (sorghum)
Lineage: Eukaryota; Viridiplantae; Streptophyta; Magnoliopsida; Poales; Poaceae
Product: cell wall integrity and stress response component 4-like
Exons: 3
Coding region: 1-426 (141 amino acids)
Source: RefSeq, a predicted model, not a curated record
AUGGCCGCAUCAGGGAUUCAGCUACCGCAGAUCCAGCUAUCAGGCACCUCUUCGAUCAGGCCUCCAACUCUAGUGCCACAGCCCAGCGGGUUUCAGAGUGCCCCAGUUUACCCUGCUGCGCUCAGGCUUUACACCGCAGCUCCUACAGCUUUUACGCUCCCAGUCACCACUACCGAGCGCCUGUCGUCGUCAGUGGCCUCGUCCGAGCAGCUUGCACCUUCUUCUACAGUGCUAGAGACGUCAGCCACAGCUACAGAGUCCGUGCCAGCUUCUUCAGUAGGUCUUGUGCUGCCAGCACAGACAGUGACAACUACUGAGCCAACCGAGCAGACCCGGAUAGCUUCUCCAGCUCCUGCAGUUUCUGAGGGUCACUCCACCUCCUCUGAGUCUACAGCCAAUGGUUUCGAUGAUGCAGCUCAGUUCUAG